GCGCUGCCGGGGCGGGAGGCGCGGUUCCGGUUCCGGUGCUGGGCGCGGCCAUGGGGCGGCGGCCAUGAGGUACAACGAGCGGGAGCUGCUGAGCCUGGCCCGGCAGCCCGCCGAGAAAGCGGCCGAGAUCCUCAUGAGGCUGCCCAAGAAGGGGAGCGUGUUGAAGAAGCGUCUCGUGAAGCUCGUCGUCAACUUUCUCUUCUACUUCCGGACAGACGAAGCCGAGCCCAUCGGAGCUUUGCUGCUGGAGCACUGCCGCAUCGCCAAGGAGGAGGAGAACGUCUUCUCCAUCAGUUUCAUCGAGGAGCCGGAGAGGAAAUACUGCUUUGAAUGCGACAGCGAGGAGCAGUGUCGGGAGUGGAUCGAGGCGCUCAAACGAGCCAGCUACGAGUUCAUGAGGAGGAGCUUGAUUUUCUACCGGAAUGAGAUCCAGAAAAUGACGGGGAAGGACCCCCUGGAGCAGUUUGGGAUCUCCGAGGAAGCCCGAUUCCAGCUGGGAACACGCAAACCAGAGUCCCCUGGCCUGGGCUGAGCUGCCUCCUGGCCCUGCAGGGUCAGCGACCCCACCUGGGAAGAACCGCAGCAGUUCCCCACAGCGCUGACCAAGUGACUUUUUAAUUUAUUAGCCAAAUAAUUUUGUAUGAUUUUUUUUUAAAGCUAAUUCAUUGCACAUUCCCACUUGCCGUGGAGGCAGCUGAGCAUAACCACUCCCUGCUGACGGCAUCAAACCCCCGCGGCUCCUCGGGGGAGCAGAGCAGGGGUGGGACAGAGCCAGCACCUGCUGUCCUCGGCCUUCUGGGCCAAAACCGAGCUGGCUCCAGCCCUUCCCUUCCUCUCGCCCUCUCCUGCCAGGAGCUCCUGUCUCUUCUGCCUCAGGAUCCUCCUGCAGCCUCCCAGGGCUCGGUGGAGGGUUGAUGCUCCACUGGGUUGUGUUUCUGUGCUUGUGGGGUUAACCCCGUCACGCCCUGUUCACUGCAAAACCAUUUCGGUUGCCAAGAGCCACCGGCAGAGCCCAGUGGCCGAGGGCUGAGGCAGGAGGAGCAGAAACCUCGGGAACGGAGGAGACGUCCCCUGCAGCGUCUGCGCAGCCACUAGCACCAGCGCUUUGGGGUUGUUUCCUCCUUCUUCCCUUCUCUGGGCAGGUGCUGCUACUUCCUAGGGGUUUAAUGAAGCCCAGGCCAUUAGCACAAUCUCGGAAAUGCCUUAGAGACCAAAGCUGCAGAGCACAAGGGAGCGAGGGGAGGGCUGAGAGCUCUGCGUUGUGCUCCUGCCUCCCGCUGCAGUGCUGGGGGCUGGGCUAAGCUGGGCUGUUUUCAGAGAGAAAAACCAGAUGGAGGUUUGUAAAGACGAGAUGGAGGUUUGUAAAGGCAGGAACUGCUCCCCUUGGGCUGGAUGUUUGAGCUGAAGGGCGAGCAGAAGUUAAGCCGGGAGCGCAGCAUUAAUGCUUUGUUCCCUGAGCCGCUGCUGCAGCUUUUCUCCCUUUUGUGAGUGUCUAAAGAGCAGAAAACUCUGCCAAGGUCGGAGCGAGCGCCAGGGAACCAGAACAGGGCCGCCUUCCCUGGGGCUGCUGUGACCGGGAGAUAAGCGUGAAGGAGCAGCAGAGUCUCUGCACCUUCAGCCAGCGGCUGCACAAAGAGAACUGCCCGAGGCCGUGGCUGCAGCAGCUGCCCUGGAACGGGGCAGAAACAAGAGCCCAUCGUGGAAGCUUUAGUGGCUCGGCCUCCCCUCCCUACCUCACGCUGCUGGGUACCGGGAGAGCGGCAGAUGUCACUGAUGCUUUAUGUUUAACCUCAAAGGCCCCAGAUUUUUCCUUUUCCAGAUACUCCCUUUCCCUUCAGUCAUUCCAGGCUCCAGAAAUUACCAAAGUAAGCUGAGGGCAUGACAGGGUGGGAGCAGAAAAUGGGGCCGUUCUGGAGACAGAUGGCAACUCCAAGGGAAGCAGCAACGAGGGAUUAACAGCAGGAAUGUACGAGAGCUUGUGCUGUAGGGAAUUAGUGUCCUCAAAUGACUUUAAAGUGCAUUUUAAUCCUCACAAGCCUACUCUGCUUUACCUCAGUGCAGGGGCAUGUUCUUGACAUGCCGGGGGCAUACGCAGCAGCUUUACUUACUGUGAAAAAGAGAUUUGUGUGUCUGGUUGCUCAAGAGAGGACGGACAGACAUGCUGUGGGAUAAUCAGAGCUGCUGUAGGACGGGCCGAGGGCUCCAGCGCCGCGGGUAUCGCAGAUCUUGCAGCUCCGGCCGGCACAACGUCCACGUCCAAGCUCGGCUCCCCAGGGUUCAGCGUUGGUGAAUUCUUCAAUAUGCAAAGUCAACCUGUAAAUAACCCAGACCCUGGGAAUUCUGCCAACAUUCAAUCCAUUCCCACGCGCUUCCCGUGCUGCGGGGAGGCGCCACGGCUCUGCCAGCACCCGCGUCCUUGAUUUCUGUGGGUUGAGCUGACGCCCCCCACCUUCACUGUACAGAAAAUGGGCAUUUUAUGUAGGUGUUCUAGGGAACAGUCGCGUGAGCGAGAGAUAAUCCCAACAAUGACAUUUCUUAACUGAAUGUAAAACAAAUGCUGUGAAGUUACCUGGGCCAGGGCCAGUAACUGGUCAGAUAGCGCUGGACACGGUUGGGUUUCAGGAGCGAGGGAAGAUGGUACUUUUAGACACUGAGAUCUGCAUCAGCUGCUGGUGAUUUAUAGACAGUUGUUCAUUUUUCAUACUCCGGUCACUCCACGUUUUGUACUCCAGGGGCCUGUUCCAACGAGCGCUGUGUCCAGGCUCCCUGGCCGCGUACGGAAGCCAGUGAGCUGUUGUACAUUGCACAUUUCCAAUAAAAACUUGUUUUAGUCUU
This is a messenger RNA of Columba livia (rock pigeon), 2835 nucleotides long. RefSeq names its product pleckstrin homology domain containing J1 (gene PLEKHJ1). Lineage: Eukaryota; Metazoa; Chordata; Aves; Columbiformes; Columbidae. Gene Ontology annotation, biological process: retrograde transport, endosome to Golgi; endosome organization; receptor recycling. The transcript has 6 exons. Gene Ontology annotation, cellular component: early endosome; recycling endosome; trans-Golgi network. Bases 65 to 532 code for a protein of 155 amino acids. The record is from RefSeq and is a predicted model, not a curated record.